This is a messenger RNA of Penicillium subrubescens, 1326 nucleotides long. RefSeq lists its product as uncharacterized. Bases 1 to 1326 code for a protein of 441 amino acids. Lineage: Eukaryota; Fungi; Ascomycota; Eurotiomycetes; Eurotiales; Aspergillaceae. Gene Ontology annotation, molecular function: phosphotransferase activity, alcohol group as acceptor; ATP binding. The transcript is spliced from 3 exons. The record is from RefSeq and is a predicted model, not a curated record. Gene Ontology annotation, biological process: amino sugar metabolic process; peptidoglycan turnover.
AUGGGCUCAACAUCCCCUGAGGUGGUCCUUCCUAAUCAGUCCUUGGACUUGACUGUUCUGGGCUUGAACAGUGGAACAUCCAUGGACGGCAUCGAUUGUGCGCUCUGUCGAUUUCGCCAAGAGACGCCUGACUCGGCCAUGCAUUUCGAGUUGCUAAAAUAUGGCGAGAUACCACUUGAACCCGUCAUCAAGAAACGAGUCAUGGACAUGAUUCUCCAUAACAAAACCUCGCCUUCAGAACUAUCAGAGGUGAAUGUGAUCUUGGGCGAAACAUUCGCUUCCGCCGCGCAUCAAUUCUGCAAGGAUUAUCAUGUGGACAUCAAUUCGAUAGAUAUUAUCGGCUCGCAUGGCCAAACUAUUUGGUUACUUUCCAUGCCAGAACCAGGCGAGACACGGAGCGCUCUCACAAUGGCCGAGGGAUGUUUCCUCGCAUCUCGAACUGGUAUCACAUCCGUGACCGACUUUCGCGUAAGCGACCAAGCUGCAGGGCGCCGAGGGGCGCCACUCAUUGCCUUUUUCGAUGCUCUGUUGCUGCAUCAUCCCACUAAACUGCGAGCAUGUCAAAACAUUGGUGGAAUCGCAAAUGUUUGUUUCAUCCCACCCGACACGCAUGGCGGAGUCGAUGAAUGCUACGACUUCGACACGGGCCCAGGCAACGUAUUCAUCGACGCUGUGGUGAGGCAUUAUACCAAUGGAGAGCGCGAAUAUGACAAGGAUGGCGAGAUGGGCGCACGGGGUACGGUAGACCAAGAACUCGUGGAUGACUUUUUGAGUCAUCCAUACUUUGCUUUGGAGCCCCCCAAGACUACGGGCCGCGAGGUGUUUCGAGAUACACUUGCACACGAACUGAUUCGAAAGGCCGAGGCCAAGGGUUUAAAGCCGGACGACGUUGUUGCUACUAUCACUCGUGUCACUGCUCAGGCUAUCGUGGAUCACUAUCGUCGCUAUGCACCAAAGGAUCUCGAGAUAUCCGAGAUUUUCAUGUGCGGCGGUGGAGCCUUUAAUCCUAACAUCUCGGACUUUAUUCAGAAAAACUAUCCAAACACAAAGAUCUUCAUGCUAGAUGCUGCUGGCAUUCCCGGUGGGGCGAAGGAAGCAAUCACUUUCGCCUGGCAGGGUAUGGAAGCCAUAGUCGGUCGCUCGAUCCCUGUCCCAACUCGCGUGGAGACACGACAGGAAUACGUUUUGGGAAAAGUGGCACCUGGCAAGAACUAUCGCAAGGUUUUACGCCAAGGUAUGCUCUUUGGGGCCGAUCGGGAGCAUCUUCCACCAGUGAAAGAGUUGAUCAAUUAUGUGAGUGGUGAAGUUUUCGACAACAAGUGGUAG